Messenger RNA from Monomorium pharaonis (pharaoh ant), 2981 nucleotides. Its product is annotated as odorant receptor 33a. Gene Ontology annotation, biological process: sensory perception of smell; detection of chemical stimulus involved in sensory perception of smell. The transcript has 2 exons. Gene Ontology annotation, molecular function: odorant binding; olfactory receptor activity. NCBI's taxonomy places the organism in Eukaryota, Metazoa, Arthropoda, Insecta, Hymenoptera, Formicidae. Gene Ontology annotation, cellular component: plasma membrane. Bases 28 to 975 code for a protein of 315 amino acids. The record is from RefSeq and is a predicted model, not a curated record.
AUAUAAAUUAAAAAGGAAAAGAAAGAAAUGUUCAAGCUAAUCAUGAAAGGUUCGUCAAAGACGAAUAAACAUGAAAAUGACUUCACCUACGCAGUGCAAGUGACUCGCGUUAUCCUGCGAAUGAUCGGCGCGUGGCCACUUUCCAAUUAUGUUUCCAACGUGGAAAGAAUCGCGACCCGCCUACAAAACAUUUGUUGCUACUUUUUAUUCGCGUUUACGAUCAUACCGGGUUUCCUGCUGAUGUUUCUAAAGGAACGCGACUCCAAACGAAAAGUGAAAUUACUCGCGCCACUUCUCAAUUCUUGGGCGAGUUGCGUGAAGUACAGCCUGCUCGUGUAUCACGCGAGAGAGAUUCAAUCUUGCCUGAAGCAGGUGCGACAGGAUUGGAUGAAUACAGUCGAUCUGAACAGUCGAGAAGCAAUGUUAUCUAAUGCAAAAGUAGGCCGCCAGUUCGCGAUCGUUUCUGCCAUUUUCAUGUACAUCAGCGGAUUGUUUUUCCGCGUCAUCGUGCCACUCUCGAAAGGACGAAUGCUCACGCCGAUGAACACCACGGUGAGAGCGUUGCCAUGCCCGAGUUACUUUGUUAAAUUCAAUGAACAGGCCUCACCGGCGUACGAGAUCGUCUUCAUCCUGCAAUUCUUCGCAGGACUAAUCACCUACUCGGUAACGGUCGGCGUUGCCGGACUGGCUGCAUUUUUCGUUAUGCACGUUUGCGGACAAUUAAGCGUUUUAAUUGGCAAGCUCCAAUGUAUCAAUAAUAUGCUGGAACCCGAGGAUCGAACUAUCACGAUAUUGCUGGCUGAUAUCGUAGAGCAUCAUAUAAGAGUGAAAGGUUUUCUAAAACAAGUAGAGGAAACUAUGCGAUUUGUAUGGUUAUCAGAAAUAGUGAGCUCUACUAUAGUUUUGUGUCUUACGGGGUACUACAUUAUUAUGGUAAUCACAAUGAAUAAUUUUCGCGACUUUAUUUCUACAUAAUGAUUUGACUUCGAAAUUUAAAUUAUUAUUAUUAGUAAUAAUUAGUUAAACUUUAAAGUUAAAUAAUAUUAAAUUGAUAUUUAACUAAAUUAAAAUAGUAUUUAUCAAAUAUUACUAUUUCAAAAGUUUCUUGCAAUAGUGUUGACUUUAUAGGAAUGGGAAAAUAAUAAUUCUACAGCAACGUUUAGUUAUUCUGUGAUGCUGGUAUCUUUGACUUUUUCUAUUUUUACUAAUUGUUACGUUGGUCAACUAUUAACGGAUCAGGUAGCAAAUGUUAAUAUAUUAUUUGGUGUAAAAAUUUGACAUUAACAUUUUCAUGAGUAUUUCACAAAAUACACACUUAAUUAAUUAUGAUAGAGCUCCAAGUUUGGUUUAAUGGCAUCUACGAUGAAUUGGUAUCGUCUUCCGCAUAAAAGAACUCGUUCUUUAAUCCUGAUAAUGGCGAUUUCCAAUAUUCCAGCAAAAAUCUCUGCAGGAAAGUUGAUAGACAUGUCUCUACUAACGUUCAGUAAUGUAAGUGUUGAAGCUUAUCUUUAAUUUACUAGUAGUUAAAUUACACGUCUAUUUCGUCAUUUCUUAGAUCGUUAAAACGUCGGUGGCAUAUUUUAAUCUACUCCGAAAAUUCGUCUGAUUAUGAAAUCUGCAAAUGACACAACAACUAUACAGUGAUACAGUACUCAAAUAUUAAUUGUAAUUGUGUAAUUAAUUCCUAUAUUUGAAACAAAUGGAUAAGAUAAACAAUCAAUUUUUAUUUUAAUCUUAAUUUCAUAUUCUUAUUUUAAUUAUUCGAGUCAGUUCAAUUUAAUCCACGAUCCGUGUUCUAUGACCUGACACAAGGUAAAUCGUUUGUACUUUUGCUAAAGUACCUUUUCGUUCAAAUCGAUUCUGCCCUGUAAUUAUCUCCUAUCGGCAAAAAGUUAUGUGCACGCAAUUUAUCGUAUCAAACUUUUAAUUGCGCUGCGACAAAACCACUAUGAUGACACAAACGCAAGAGCGUGCAUAAUGUAAAUGCUGAUUUGUCAAACUUUUCAUUUACUUUCCUCCUCGCCAAUAAGUGAUCCAGAAAGAAUCGUUUUUUCCUCUUUUGUAUGCUAUUAUUGAAUGUAUAAUCCAAUUAGUGAGAUUCUCUUUUGGCUUUAGUGUUUAUCAGAUUUUAUAGAACACUCCAUCACUGCCGGUACCUGCAGUUUUAUAGCCACCUUAUUCGCGAUGGCCGCCUCCAAGUCUCAAUACAAAUCGAAUACUUAGUAUAUGGUGGGGAAGAUUUCUACAUAGAUGAUAACAUAGAUGAAAGGCUGGCGAUGAUCGUGCAACAGCACGUUCGAAUCUUACGGUAAGUUAAUCUCUGCCUCGCUGAGUAUCGUCGGUCUUGAAUUUUUCAUUAAAUCAUCUAUUAUAUAAUGUUUUCAUUAUCUUCCAGUUUUAUAUCACUAACGGACAAAGUACUGCGUGAAAUAUCUGUAGUGGAAAUUGUAGGAUGUACGUUAAACAUGUGUUUUCUUGGAUAUUGUACUCUUACGGUAUGCAUAUCGUACAAAAAGUACGUACAAUGCAAAGUGCAUCGCUAUAUCGAAGCAAUAUCGGAAAUCGCCGUAUACAAAUUACAACACACGUAUAAUGUUUUCGAAUACAGGAUUAUUUACGUUUCAGGAAUGGGAGAGUAAAGAGACUAAAAGUUAUGUAACAUGUGUUGUUCUAUUUAUAUCUCUUACGUUCAAUAUUUUUAUUAUAUCGGCAAUUAUAUUUUUGUUAUAUCAACGAAAAGUAAAAUUUUCAUAAUCAAAACAUCCACUUGCAUCUGCACAAAAAGAUAUUUUAUUGCUAAGUAGUUGUUCAAUUUUUUUCUUUUUUUAAGUAAGUUAUCUUUAAUAAAGAAUAUUUUCUUGGUAAUAAUAAUAAAAUAUAUACUCAUUAAAUUUUUAAAAGAUUUGUACUCAACCAAGUACUUAAACAAGAUUUAUAUCCUUUUGAAGAACAUUAGAAAAUUCAAAAAAAAAAAAAUAAAA